Ipomoea triloba (trilobed morning glory) is the source of this 905-nucleotide messenger RNA. Its product is annotated as ricin B-like lectin R40C1. The coding region runs from base 92 to 685 and encodes 197 amino acids. The record is from RefSeq and is a predicted model, not a curated record. The transcript has a single exon. Lineage: Eukaryota; Viridiplantae; Streptophyta; Magnoliopsida; Solanales; Convolvulaceae.
UAGUGUAUAUACCAGGGUAAUUGACAUUGAAAAUCUAGGACGAAAAUAGGCAAGUUUUGAAACUUGACCAUCAAUAGUAUACUGCUCCAAAAUGUCGCUAGUCCCGAUUGAUCAUUCUGAGAUCGCCACCAUCAUCACUACAGAUGAACGCAGUUACCAGUACCACCAACAUCGACACCACCACUACUAUCAUCACGACCAAGAUCGUCAGGGGAAACCUACCUAUCAGGUUUAUUGCCGAGCAGACCACAAAUAUGCGCUCACCAUCCGUGACAACAAUGUCAUUCUCGCCCCAUCCGAUCCUUCCAACCCUCGUCAACACUGGUACAAGGAACACAAGUUCGGGACCCAGGUUAAGGAUGCAAUAGGCUUACCCAGCUUUGCUCUAGUGAACAAAGCUACCGGGGAAGCCAUCCAACACGGCGUUGCCGGGGCUCAACCAGUAAAGGUAGUGAAGUAUGAGGCUAAUGAUGAUGGGGUUGACCAUUCCAUAUUGUGGAGUGAGGCUUGUAUCAAGGAUGAUAAUGGCGAGUAUAAAGCAAUUAGGAUGGUGAACAACAUUGGCAUGAACAUGGAUGCAUACGGCGCUACCAAAGAACGUGGGGGAGUCCGAGAUGGGACUGCCAUUGGUCUGUGGGAAUGGAACGGAGGAGACAAUCAACGUUGGAAGAUCAUUCCCUAUUGAUCAUCUCCCUCAUUAUAUUUAUUUUCAUAUACCACAAAAUUAAUAAAUGUUGCUACAAAUAAAUGGCUAUAGUCAUUUUAAUUUGUCACACCAACAAAUUAAAUAUUGUCCCUCUCCCUUGACCUACAAACCUUGUGUGUAUUUUAAAUUGUCUACAUGCAUAACUUCAGAGUUAUAUCAGUAUGUAAUAGUUAAAGUCAUGUUUCAAUAGUAUGAUGUA